Molecule: messenger RNA, 1427 nt
Organism: Zea mays
Lineage: Eukaryota; Viridiplantae; Streptophyta; Magnoliopsida; Poales; Poaceae
Exons: 3
Coding region: 98-1198 (366 amino acids)
Source: RefSeq, marked provisional
UGCGGAUUGUUGCGCCCUUCCGUUCGGUUCCUUCCUCCGCGCCCGCCCCACGCCUCGCGGUUCGCCACGCCCGCCCCACGCCUCCAAGUUGUAGCCGAUGAAGGGCGGCGACAUGAGCAGCGUCAGCCCGCUGGUGUCCUUCGUGCUGGGCGCCGCCAUGGCCACCGUCUGCGUCCUCUUCUUCAUGUCCGCCGCGCCCGCGCGCCGCCUCGUCGACAUCUCUGCCUUCACCUCCAACUCCAACUCCACCGCCGACCUCCUCCUCGACUCCUCCGACUCGCCGGCAGCGGCGGACCUUGCCGAGGCAGCGCCGCCGGCUCCCGCGCCCGUCCAGGCCCCGCCGUCUCCGUGGGGCGACCUGGAGGAGGUGCUGGCGCGCGCGGCGACCAAGGACCGCACGGUGAUCAUGACGCAGAUCAACGCGGCGUGGACGCGCCCGGGCUCGCUGCUGGACCUCUUCUUCGAGAGCUUCCGCACGGGGGAAGGCGGCGUGGCGCGCCUCCUGGACCACCUGGUCAUCGUCACCAUGGACCCGGCCGCCUACGAGGGCUGCAGGGCCGUGCACAGCCACUGCUACUUCCUCCGCACGGGCAACGGCGUCGACUACCGAUCAGAGAAGGUGUUCAUGAGCAAGGACUACCUGGAGAUGAUGUGGGGACGCAACCGCUUCCAGCAGACGGUGCUGGAGCUGGGAUACAACUUCCUAUUCACGGACGUUGACGUGAUGUGGUUCCGCGACCCGUUCCGCCACAUCUCCAUGGCGGCCGACAUCGCCAUCUCCAGCGACGUGUACAUGGGCGACCCCUACAGCCUGCGCAACUUCCCCAACGGCGGCUUCCUCUUCGUGCGGGCGUCGGACAAGACCGUCGCCUUCUACCGGGCGUGGCAGCAGGGGCGGUGGCGCUUCCUGGGGAAGCACGAGCAGGACGUGUUCAACCUCAUCAAGCACGAGGAGGCGCCCAGGCUGGACCUCGCCAUCCAGUUCCUCGACACAGCCUACAUCAGCGGCUUCUGCCAGCUCAGCAAGGACCUCAACAGGAUCUGCACGCUCCACGCCAACUGCUGCGUCGGCCUCGGCGCCAAGCUCCACGACCUCCGCGGGGUCCUCGACGUCUGGAGGAACUACACCGCCGGCACACCCGAGGAGCGACGCGCGGGAAAGUUCCAGUGGAAGCUACCGGGCAUCUGCAUCCACUGAUAUCCAUUCUUUCUCAGCCGGCCUCUCGCCUCCUUGGUAGUAAAAGAUCCAUUCUUUUGAUUCCAUCAUCAACAAAUUAAAGGUUAUAUAUAUACUAGUAACAGAUAGUUAGAAUUUCAUAGCUAUAAGUACGGGCAGGGCUUCUUCCACGUGAGAACAGUGAUCGAUAUGGUCCAGAAAUAGACCUACCAUACACUAUUUUUUAUAUAUAAAUAUCAAUUUAAGGACU